This is a messenger RNA of Hemiscyllium ocellatum (epaulette shark), 4895 nucleotides long. Its product is annotated as transmembrane protein 164-like. The coding region runs from base 271 to 1197 and encodes 308 amino acids. The transcript is spliced from 6 exons. The record is from RefSeq and is a predicted model, not a curated record. Lineage: Eukaryota; Metazoa; Chordata; Chondrichthyes; Orectolobiformes; Hemiscylliidae.
GGGAUCUCACUGGGUUGCAACCAAUCGCAUUUUACUCCCAUUUCAGCCGCUAUCGUCCCUGUGUCGGGGAAAUUGCUUCGGCAACUUUGUCACAAAGCACCCAGUGAGCUAGAAAUUGGUAGGGAUGCUGCUGAUUGCACAGUAAAGAGGGGAGGAAGCGAGCUCAACUGGGGUGGAGAGGCGUUUGAAAUUCAGCUCCAUCUGGGACCUGAGAACCACCGGUUGUUCCGUUCCCUGAACCUUCAGACAGAAAGGCCUCCUGCAAAGUUCAUGUUCCGACAAGAAACCAAUGUUGUAGUCUUUGCGCCGUCUUCUGUUUGCUCCGACCGAGACGUGAAGAGGAGCAUGUAUCGUUACAACGUGUGCAUGUUGCUGGACUGGGCGUACGGAGGGGUGGAUCCCAAAUUCGCUGGUAACGGGGGACCCGAAUGCGCGGCGUUUCUGCCAGUCCGCCAGCGAUGGGUGGAGACUGUCAUCUUUGUGGCGAUUUCCUUACUGGAGAUGGCCGUGUCGUACCGCAAGAUCAGGCAGCAGGAGCUGGGCAGAGUGUGCCAGGAGAAGCAGGACAGUCUGGGCAAAAACCUGCUCUUGGUCGCCCUGUGUCUCACCUUUGGCAUUGAAGUUGGCUUCAAAUUUGCCACCAAGACUUUAAUUUACCUGUUGAACCCCUGUCACGUUGUCACCAUGCUGCAGAUCUUUCUCCUUGCGUGUCCUCCCUGUAGAAUUGCCUUGAUCGUUUUCAGGCUGCAGAUGCACAUGUUGAAUGGAGCGUUAUUGGCAUUGCUAUUUCCUGUAGUUAAUACCAGGCUGCUCCCCUUCGAGAUGGAAGUCUACUACAUCCAACACAUCACAUUAUACAUUGUUCCAAUCUAUCUGUUGCAGAAAGGGGGUGUGUACAAACCCGAACCACUCGGUGAUUUUUGGUGGGCCCUCCUUGCUACAGGACUUCUUUUCUUCUAUCAUUUUACCUUUCUUCAGAUCCUUGGCUUGGUCACAGAAGUUAAUCUGAACAACAUGCUUUGUCCAGCAAUAUCGGACCCUUUUUAUAGCUCCUGGUAUCGGGUCUGGGCAUCGGGACAUCAAACGUUGAUGACGGUGACGCAUGGGAAGUUGGUUACUCUUCUCUUCUAUGCUGCUGCUCCUGCUUGCAAGUACUUGGUAGAUAUGGUCAAGUUGCCAAUGAAGAAAAUAAUUUGAAAUGUUGCAGCAGAUCUUACAUGGCAAAGUAUAAUAUUUAGAUUUUUUUUCAACUGGUGGCAGAAGAUUUAGAAAGGUAGAUUUAAAACAAAGGCUGCAAACAGUGGCAAAAUAGUGGCCUUAAGGGAUCUUUAUCUGAAAUGAUUUUGUACUUUUUCAAAUACAAUGAAACUGAAUGUUCUUUACAACUUCAGAUUUAAAUGAGCAAGUUCAAAAAAGAUAAUUAUCACGAUAGAAAGUGAACAGUCGUGAGAGGAAGAGGAAAAGGUUGGCACAGAUUAUUUGCUCUGUUUUGCCUUCCCACGUAUUGUCUCUGACAAAAGUGCUGUUAUCUAAUAUGUUUCCACUGAAGUAGCUUUUGAGUAACUAUAAUUGAGCAAUCCAUCCAAAUAAUUGGAAAUAUUAAGUUAUGGAGUUCAAGGAAACUAAUGGAAAUUAUUCUGUUAUUUUUUUUCUCUCAACACGAGGAAGCUAGUUUAUUUAUGCGUUAUAUGAAAAUGUCACAACAAUGUCACAACAUUACUUACAACACUCUUACAGAAUUGUUCUAUGUUGAAUCAACCUGUAUGAACGCCUAUCUCAUCUUUUUGAGGUUUUCAUUGUUUUUAAAGGAGUGGAUGUGUUGACCAUACAGUAGAUAGGAAGCUAGGCCAAUAAGUUGAUCCCAGGCUUCAACCGACAGUGCUUUAUUACUGCUUGGUAAUAGCUGUUACUCUGUGUGGUUCACAGUCUGUUUCCACUUGGUAUUUUCUAUAGGUGACAGAGCUUUAACCAAAAAUGAACGCUCAUAAACUUGCAUUAUAACGAUAUACUGCCCAUGUAAAGCAACUAUUUACUGUUUAUUUUUGCUCCAUUCUUAAAUCCCUUAAGUUACAUCUGUACAAUUCUAAAGACUUUUAGAACCAACAAAGAUAUUUUUGCCUUUUGCCCAAUUAAUCCGAUUUCCCAGACUAUGUUAAUUUUAGGUGUAUGCUGGGUUUAGAUAUAGUUCCAGCUGAUGUACGCCUGUAGGUGUUGCAAUGAUACUUGUGCAUAUGUAUCUGUGUUGUGGACUUUGUCAGAGAUAAAAACUUUGUAAUUAUGUUCCCUAUUGUGCAACGUGAGUCAAGUAUUAAGAUCUAGCCUUAAAGAAAUAAUUCUAAUGGUUACUUGUACUUUGUGUUUGUGAUAAAAAGAAAUAGUGUUUAUGUGGCAUGUAACUAGUUGACCAAAAGCACUUUUUGUUAUAUAAGUAAAGAUUGGCUGUGUGGUAUAAGGCAAUCCUAUUAAAACAUCAUGAAUAACAUGAGGUUAAAAAAUCUAAAGCUAUUUCCUACCAUAUUAAACAUUCCAAAAAUGUUUCCCCUAUUAGCAAGUCAAAAAAGUUCUUAUACGAAACCAGAAUAUAUUUUACUGUGAUAAUGUACAGAGAAAUAUUCAGCUUGACUCUGGGGAGGUUUGUUUUUUUUUCCCCAGUUUUGGUAUUUUGUAUUUCUUUUAAUACAUACAAGCAGAACACUGUGAAACAGUAUUUGGUUGGCUUGUGUCAACCCUGUUCCUUGUCCCAUAUCUUACAAUCACUUAUUUUUGGUUCUGCAGCCUCCGUCUAACCGGUUGCUUAUUAUCUGUAAUUUUCCAUUUCAAAGCUUUCAAGUAGUUUUAAAGAUCUGUAGUUUUGUCCUUGUGAAAAUCCUACAUUCAAGUUCAGCAUUGGAAAUAGUUUGAAGAUAAGUUAAGCUCCCUUCCUUUCCAAAGCCACAUAUCAUGAUUCCUAAUGAGUGCAAUUUAGAAUUGUCAUUGAGGGAAAAGUAAAUAUGGACAUCUGUCAAUAUUCAAAGAAUGAAUGCAUUUGGAAGUGUACAAAUUUUUAUUAAUUAGUGUAGAUUAUUCAUUUGUAAGCUUAUCUUUUGCAAGUAGAAAUUGGAUUUAAAUGUGAAGCAAAGUUUGUUUCAUUUUCUUCUCUUCCAUCUAUUCUAACCUGGACAUUCCAAUUUAUCAACACUUGUUAGUUGUCAUUUCUCAGGUAAAGCAGUGGAAAGCAAAUUGGAAUGUGGAGUCAUGUAUUUCCUCUUCACUCCAAAAUGGGAGAACCAAGCACAUCAGUCAGACUAUUGAUAAAGCAAUUCACCUGAAACCUACCAUAUUCUAGUACUGUAGUGAAAAAGUUUAAUACUGCAAUAUUGGUAGCUAUCUAUCAAUAUGUUGCAUAAAAUAAUUACAUUUUCUCCUAGUGGAUGAUUGUAUUGUGGUUUCUACUGGAGUUCUACAAACCUAACAAUCCCAAAUCUGAUGCCUGAUCUGUGCUAUUAGCUGAUUCAACCAGAUAUCAUGAAACAGAAGGGGAAAAAAAAACAUUUGCCAUCCAUCACUAUUCAUUGAUCUCACUGGAGAGUGUAGAUGCAUGAUGUCAAAUAAGAUGAUGAUUGGAUUAACAGUGAUAUCCUCUAUGGCUAAAAGUCACUUGCUGUUUCUCACUGGACUGAUGUUUCCUAAAAGCAAAGAUGAAAGUAAGAAGACCACCCAGUCUAUUGGCUAGAGAAUAGUGCUUGUAUGAGUCAAAUUUAAGGGCAUGAAAGUAUUUUAAACCAUGGGAUUACUGUAAAUUUGAUAGUCAUAUCAAUAAAUUAUGGGAUGUGGGCACUAAACUAACACUCCAGACCCAACUCCUUAGAUGUUAUUCAGUUUACCAUUACAAACCUAGUUUUAGUUGAGCAUUGAUAAUACUUAAAGCUACAAGUUGCACAAUAAGAUUCAAUUAGAACUUGACCAACCAUAUACAACACCAUAAAAGGGUUAUUAAAUAGGUUGAUUGAAAAGUCAACACUUCUCCUGGGGUUGUGAGGUGGGGACAUAGUUUAGUAGCAAGUAAAAUAUGUAUAAAUUAUUUAUAAAUAGGCUUUUAAAAUGUAUUGUAAAAUGGAUUAUUUUGCAUUGCAUUUAAAUUUAGCAUCUGAAGACAUUCCAGAGACAGUAAGAUCUCCCAUUACACAGCUGAAACUAUUGAUAAACAGGCCUUAUUACUGGUAGCAAAAAUGUGAUGAACAGCAGAGAGGAAACAGGGAAGCAGUGUAGGGAAGCUGUACAAACUAGCUUUGACACCAAAUUUUCCAAAGCUUUUGCGAGUUUUUGUAGAAUUUGUUAAACCUUUCACAAUCCUCUGGCUGCCUGAAAAUACAUCUGCAAACCAUUCUGCAGUAUUGAUAGUUCAACUCAGGGAGCUGAAUCAUUGCCUGAAGUCACCUGACUACAUUGAAAGUAAGCUAAGUGCAAUGAUGCUUUUACUCUAUUGAUAUUUAUUCUCUCAUCACUUCAUUUUGCUGCUUCUAUCUGUAUGAUUCUAAAGGUGCCAGAAAAGAAUGUACUUGUAUUGUUAUACAUUUCAACAUUUCAGUAUUUCCAAUGUAAAUAUGGUCAGUUCUUGAGAGAGAGAGAGAGAGAGAGACUGCUGAUCUUUCAUUCAUGGCUAACUUUUGUAACUUUUCUCAAAUGUUUGGAUGUCUCAGCUGUGUUUUGUAUACUCCAGAUAUACCUCAAAAAAUGGGAAAAAUGAUAUUCAAGUUAAGUUUUGACAAGAGCAAAACAACCAAAUUCUUUGCAAUUUUGGCAACGCUAUCUAAUGAAGUGUGCCACGUGUAGGUUUUCUAAAUUUCUUUCAAGCUGCUUUUCUAAAGUUACAAACAGUUCUGCUUGUAUAAUAAAAUUGAAGUUACCAACUGAAA